Messenger RNA from Morchella importuna, 903 nucleotides. RefSeq lists its product as uncharacterized. The record is from RefSeq and is a predicted model, not a curated record. The transcript has a single exon. Bases 1 to 903 code for a protein of 300 amino acids. Lineage: Eukaryota; Fungi; Ascomycota; Pezizomycetes; Pezizales; Morchellaceae.
AUGCGGCUCCAACGCGGUCUCUCCUACAGACUUGUCCUGGUGCUUAUUCUUCCCGCAGCCUAUUGCCAGAUUACACCAUGGCCAGUAUCCUUUAUCACACCUAGAAGCGGAAGCGUCCUAACGAAAGGAGACUCUUUCAACGUAACAUGGCUGAUGAACGAAGAAUACGGCUACGCCGUGUUGGAUCUAAACAUCUGCCGUACGGUCGACUCAGAUGUAACUACCUGCGAAUUUCCAAACCCCAACGGCAUUAAUUACACCACAGAUAGAUAUUUUUCAUCACAAACUUGGACCCCUAGCCUCUCACUAGCAUCCGGCGACGGCUAUUUUCUUAUGUUAACGGAUAUCGAUAUGCCAGCAGUUUAUAUCACAUCAGAUAGAUUCACAUUGAGAGACCCGAGUUUCUCAUCGCUAGAAACAACAACUGUUACAAUAUCUCCACCAACGAAUUCUGUAGCUUUAUCGACCUUCCCCACUUCAUCCCCGACCAUGACAGCCCCCACAUUACCCGAAUCCUCCAGUACACAAAGUAGCUCAGACAGCUCACCAGCGGCAGCGAUCGGUGGCUCAGUCGGUGGUGUUUUUGCAGCGAUUGUUAUCGCCUUCAUACUUAUAUCACGACGAAAAGGAUGGUUUUUCGGAAAGGCCCAAGUUCCAGAACUGGGGGAGAGGGACGGGGGAGAAGAGAUGAGAGUGAGACAUUUAUCGGAAUUAGAAGGGAAUGUCGGAAAAUACCUAGGCUCAGUGGACGCUGAGCUACAGGGAAGUGUACCAGUUUUUGAGUUGCCGGAGGGGGGUCAUGAUGAGGGUGCUGAGCUACCGGGAAGUGUACCAGCUCUUGAGUUGCCGGAGGGGGGUCAUGAUGAAAGUGCUGAAGGCAUGGGGACAGUGAAGCAUAGAUAG